Messenger RNA from Amaranthus tricolor (Joseph's coat), 1125 nucleotides. RefSeq lists its product as uncharacterized. Gene Ontology annotation, molecular function: protein binding. The record is from RefSeq and is a predicted model, not a curated record. The transcript is spliced from 6 exons. Bases 60 to 671 code for a protein of 203 amino acids. Gene Ontology annotation, biological process: protein ubiquitination; positive regulation of protein catabolic process. NCBI's taxonomy places the organism in Eukaryota, Viridiplantae, Streptophyta, Magnoliopsida, Caryophyllales, Amaranthaceae.
UUUACUUAGUUAAAAGCGUUCAUAACUUAGAUAGAGCCUCCAGCAAACUAGGUUCUUCAAUGGCGGUACCCGAGCGAACGAACGGUAUGAUUGGAGACGACGACAACGACGUUGAAGAUGGCCUCUAUGAAGUACAAACUGUCGUUGAAUUCGAGGAGACUCCUCCCCACCUCCGUGACCUCGCCGCCGCCUCUCAGUCCGGUGACCUCCCUGCCCUCCGCCAAGCGCUCGAUGACUUGGAUGGCCAUAUUGAUGAGCCUAUUGAAGACGGAGAUACCGCUCUCCACCUGACAUGUCUCUAUGGUCAUUUGCCUUGUGUUCAGCUGCUCUUGGAACGAGGAGCCUCCUUGGAAGCCAAAGAUGAAGAUGGAGCAAUUCCGUUGCAUGAUGCUUGUGCAGGGGGAUUUACUGAAAUAGUUCAAUUCCUUAUCAGCAGAGCCUUCGAUCCAGAAUGCUUGAGAAGGAUGUUUGAUGCUGUUGAUGUCGAAGGUGACACUCCGCUUCAUCAUGCAGCACGAGGUGAACAUCUAGAUGUUGUAAGGUUGCUGCUCGCUCAUGGGGCUUCUCCUAAUAAGAAAAACAUAUAUGGCAAGAUUCCAGCCGAGCUAGCUGAACCAGAGACGGAAGUGAAGAGGCUUUUAGAAGCUGCUGCAAAUGCUAUAUCAUCUUAAUGUCAGUCCCCCAUAAAUUUAUAGACAAAUAGGUUUCAUUUUAUGUGUACUUCUCAGUACUAGACAUAUUCAUGUACUAGACAAAUAGGUUUCAUCUUUAUCAUAGGAUUUGAUGGAAGUUUUAGUGUUUUUUUUUCAUUAUCAAGAGAAUACCCAAUUUUUUGUUUAAGAAAGACAGAUUCCCACAUUUCUGCCAAUGCCCCUGUUAACAGAGGAUUGAAGAAGAUUGAUUCUUUGGGAGAUUGUAAACAUUUCAAAUAUGUGAAAAUCUUAGCUUGUUUAUGUCACGUCUGCUUGUUUAUGACAUGAUAAUGGCGUAAACACGGUCUGUUCAGUGUGUUUUGACGUCUAAAUUGAACCAAAUUAGUUAGUUGAACAUUUUUUUAUCUAAUUUCAACUAUCAGUUAUCAGCUAAUAUUUAAUAUUGCAUCACGAUAGACGUAUAAGAUAGAAA